Molecule: messenger RNA, 1020 nt
Organism: Gloeophyllum trabeum ATCC 11539
Lineage: Eukaryota; Fungi; Basidiomycota; Agaricomycetes; Gloeophyllales; Gloeophyllaceae
Product: NAD P-binding protein
Exons: 7
Coding region: 1-1020 (339 amino acids)
Source: RefSeq, a predicted model, not a curated record
AUGUCUGCUAAGACACAUAUUUUCAUAACUGGUGCGACUGGUUACAUAGGCGGCACGAUAUUGCAGUGCCUCCUUCAGCAUCCCAGGACAGAUUCCUUCGACAUCACAGCCCUCGUCAGAGAUCCUAAGAAAAUCGAGUUGCUCAAAUCUUUUGGGGUCAGCCCCGUUAUAGGCUCUCAUUCAGAUCUGGAAACGCUUGAAAAUACAGCGGCACAAGCUGACGUUGUCAUUACCGCUGCGGAUUGCGAUGAUCUUCCUGCUGCGGAGGCCAUCCUGAGAGGUCAGAAGAAAACAUAUGAUAAGACAGGCAAGGCGCCGAUCCUCAUUCACACAGUAAGUGUCCUCCGUGACAAUGCAGGGGGAAUGUUUGCCACGGAUAACGUUUACUCUGACCUUGAUAUAAACCUCAUCGAGACAUUACCCCACUCUCAGCCGCAUCGACCGGUGGAUGUCAUUGUCUCUGAGGCUGGGAGAAAUGGAUAUGUGCGAACUCAUAUUGUUCUACCAUCCACGAUCUACGGAAUUGCCCGCGGACCCUUGUUCUACAGCGGCAUGUCGAAUCCUCAGUCUAUUCAGAUCCCUGCGCUUAUCCGUGCAGGUUGGGCCAGAGGACAGGGCGGUGUGAUCGGCCAAGGGAAGAAUAUCUGGCCCUGCAUACAUAUAGAUGAGCUUGGUGAUCUAUACACGGUGCUAUUCGACAGCGCCUUGUCAAACCCGGAGACACCCAAUGGUCGCGAAGGUUAUUAUUUCGGUGAAAGCGACCACUACCUCUUGUACGAUGUGGCCAAGGCAGUUUCAGCGGCGUUGGCGAAGCUAGGACGUGGCACGAGUGAACCAACCACAUUCACAGAUGAAGAGUUUCAGAAGUUCCGCUUAAGGAAUCUGGGAGGUAAUUCCCGCUGCAGGGCUGACCGGUCGAGGGCCAUCGGAUGGAAACCAACCAAAACCACCCAAGAUCUUCUGGAUAGCAUUAAACCGGAAAUACAGGCUUUGAUUGCAAACCGCAGGAUCGAGAACUGA